UAUAAUUAUAGUCAAAGUUGCGCGUUGGCAAACGUGAGUCAAACUGUUGCAACUUUUAUGGAACGGAGGAUAGUAUAUUUUUUUUUUAAUUUUCUUUAAGUUAUUCGGUUAUCAAAUUUAGUUUGAAAUUGUUCUUUUUAAACGAUCUUUCCGUAAUAUACCUAAUAAUUAGUGCUAAAUUAUUAUUUUGUAGUGUCUACUAUGACGGGAAAAAGGAAACAAGAGUCGGGGGCUUCAAAGAGAAAAAUUAAGAAAAGAAAAGUUGAAGUAAUGCAAUCUUUUGCGGGUUCCAUGGAUAGGUAUGUAAAAUUAAAUCCUUCCCCAUCGACCUCAAACAAAAAUCUCGAGGCAAAUGAUAAAGAUGAGAAUGAAAAUAUUGGUGUUCAACUUGAGAACAAAAAUGAAAAUAAGGAUGAGGGUAGAUGUGUUGUAGAUGAUGAGGAGGCCGAUGUUGAUGUUGACAAUGAUAUUGUAGAUGUGUUGCUUGUAACUCUUGAUAUGACCGAGUUAUGUGAUCUAGGUAACUGAAAAGUACCUAUUUCACAAUAAGAAAAAGAUUUUCUAGUUGAAAUGGGCUCAAUAAGAAUUACUGGUUGAUGGAUAGUGUACCCGGGGGGUAGCUUAUCCGAGAGGUUAUUACGAGGAAUAACUAGAGAGAAGUCAGAGCAAGUAAGUAGAGAGAGUAUAUUAGAAAGUGUAUUCAGCCUUUUCAGCGUGGUUUACAACGGGGAAAUGGGGUGCUAUUUAUAGUAGUAAUAAAUGCCAGACAGGGACACGUGUCAAGCACCCAUUGGCCGAGGGGUCACCUCAACGUGUUGGCGCUGGCAACCGCAGGUGGCCGCAUUUAAUGCGGCUGUUGGAUGUGACGUCGUACUGGGUACGGUGAUCUAUACGCAUGUGGAGCGGAUAUUAUGUCGGAAAAGGUGCCCUCGGCUGUAGGUGAUUAGCCGAGGGCUCUGAGUGCCGGGGACCCCCUUAGUGUCGUGGGCUCUAGGUGCCGAGGGCUACUGAUUUUUGCCGUUUUCUCCCAGUAAUCUUGUCUUCCUGUUUUGGCCAUUCUGUGAGGUUCAGAGCCUUCGGCCAGGGGGGCGAAGGCACCCCUGGUGCGCAUUGUGGGCUGCCUGGUACCCUGGGCGCCGUGAUUUGGGCCUGUUGUGCUUCCUGGGCCUAUUGGGCCUUUAUUGGAGUAGUAGGAGUCUGUGGGCCAGGGGUUCCCGGGCCAUAUACUCCAUCACUGGUUAUCACUAAUAAAAAAUGGAGUUUUAGUGACAAACAUUAUACUCGAUGCUUGACAAAAGGUGUGUUGAGGGUAAAUCACGUAGAUCCGAAAGCCCAACACGAACUUUGGAUAUAUCAGGAAUGACCCAGAAUCAAAGCGUGUAAAGAAAUAUAAGAUCUGAACUAACUAACACUCGAAAGCUCACUUGUAUUAAUUAACCAAUCUGAUUACAAGGAAUUUCCCGAUCGGUAGGUCGGAAACUAUGCUUUAAUACAAGAAAUAAGAGCAAUGAUGCUAUUCUAGAGCCUGAGUAUUGAAAUGCUAACCCUUACAAUGACCUGAAACCUUCUAUUUAUACUAAUGGAGAGCAUGGGCUGCGCCAUGCUGAUUGGCCGUUGUUCCACCGACUUGGUCAUCCAUGCUUCCACUUGCUGAUGUCACAGUCUGGCAUUAAUUGCACCCGGCCACUUGCUGAUUGGCCGUUGCUCGAAUGGGAUAUUGGGUUGUACUGGAGAUACUGUCAAAUUGGCCCAAGUAUGAUAUAUAGUCCGAACUCCGUUCGGUAUGUCUUCUUACUGGGCCAACCUUUGUUUGGGCCGAACUCCAUUCGGUAUGUCUUCUUACUGGAUCUAUUCAUCAUAGAGUGAUGGGCCCGUUGCUUGGGCCGGAUAUCUUGGGCCUUCCCGAUCUGGGUAUUGGGCCUCUAGGUCAAUAUCCCAACAAGGUGAAAAAUACAUCCGCCCAUGGUUAGUGUAUUCAAUGUCAAAAAACAAAGUCUUUUAUUUUUGUUGUAUCUUGUUUAAGAAAGGUGGAGUAUCGAGCCCAUUGACUACCUCAGGUGAAGGGUAUAACGAUUGACACAAUAUACAUCAUAGACUUGCAGAGAAUGAGUUGAGCAAUGAUCAUAUUCGUAGCAUUGAAGCUUGGAGAGAAGCAGAAAUAAGACUGAAAAAGAAGACAACCAUUGAUGUUUUUCCGGAAAGAGUGAUUGAUAAAGAGAAGGAGUAUUGGAGAGCUGUGUUGAAAAGAAUCAUGAGUGUUAUUAAAACUCUUGCUACUUGUAAUAUUGCAUUUCAAGAUGAUAAUGAAAAGAUUGGAGAUGAGAAAAACAGAAACUUUCUCAAAAUUAUCAAUAUGAUUUCCGAGUUUGAUCCAAUAAUGGAAGAGCACCUUAGGCAUAUACGCAAGAAAGUGAUUCAGAAUCAUUAUCUUGGUCAUAGUAUUCAAAAUCAGAUGAUACAAUUAUUAGCAGGUGAAGUAAAAAAGAAGAUCCUUCAAGUUGUUAGAGAUUCAAAGUAUUUCUCCAUUAUUCUUCAUUGCACGCCGGAUGUGAGUCAUGAGGAGCAAAUGCCACUUAUAAUAAGAUGUGUCAAUGUGUCUACUAUUCCGGUAAGAAUUGAAGAGUUUUUCAUUACAUUUGUGAAGAUAGUUGAGACAACGGGAGAGGCUCUCUUUGAUGAGCUUAAAUGCUUUCUGCAAACCCAUGAACUUGAUUUUAGUAAUAUGAGAGGACAAGGUUAUGACAAUGGUUCAAACAUGAAAGGGGGCAAUAAAGGUGUGCAAGCUAGAGUGCUAAAAGAAUAUCCUAGAGCAUUUUACACGCCAUGUGGUUGUCGUUCUCUUAAUCUUUCCCUCUGUGACAUGGCAUUGAGUUGUCCACAAGCAAAAACUUUUUUUGGUGUUGUACAACGAAUUUACAAAUUACUUUCAGGUUCAACAAAAAGGUGGGAGAUUUUCAAAACAUUUCUCAAAGAUCGCGAUGGAAAAGGUCUUACUCUAAAGUCGUGGUCUGAUACGCGUUGGGAAAGUUGUAUUGCUAGCGUUAGAGCAAUCAGAUUUCAGGCACCACAAAUACAACAAGCAUUGUAGCAUUUGACAAAAACUAGUAAUGAUGCUAGCACUGUGAGUGAUGCUAAGUCCUUGCUUGAAUAUGAAAUGAACUUUGAUUUUAUUGUUAGUAUGGUAAUUUGGUAUGAGGUAUUAAACAAAGUGAACAAAAUCAGCAAAGUGUUUCAACAAAAAGAUAUGGAUGUUGGUGUGGCUUUAAAUCUUUUGAAAGGAUUGGUUGUAUUUUUCAAAGAAUAUAGAGAAGAAGGGUUUGAAAAAGCCAAAAGUGAAGCUCAAAAUAUUGUCAUUGAUUUACACGUUGAACCUCAAUUUCGUGACAUCCGUAUUCGAACCAAAAUGAAGUUUUUGAUGAGAAAGCAGUUGAUGAGCCAAUGAAGUCAGCAGAAGAUGUGUUUAGAG
Cuscuta europaea is the source of this 3466-nucleotide messenger RNA. The record is from the annotation of a GenBank genome assembly. NCBI's taxonomy places the organism in Eukaryota, Viridiplantae, Streptophyta, Magnoliopsida, Solanales, Convolvulaceae.